Molecule: messenger RNA, 3202 nt
Organism: Hydra vulgaris (swiftwater hydra)
Lineage: Eukaryota; Metazoa; Cnidaria; Hydrozoa; Anthoathecata; Hydridae
Product: E3 ubiquitin-protein ligase PDZRN3
Molecular function (GO): protein binding
Source: RefSeq, a predicted model, not a curated record
AAAGUUAAACUCUUAAUUAUGAAAUAACAUGUCAAUAUAUUUUGGAAAAAUUACUGAUGGUUUGUUGAAAUAACUGUAUCAAAGAAUUAUUUAUUAAAAAGAAAUAUACGUAUUGAAAAUAUUUAUUUACAAAAUGGGUAUUGAAUUGGAGCGGUUUGUUGAUUCUAUGGUUCACGAUGCUAGUUGCUUCAUAUGCAGUUGCAUUUUAGAAGAUCCAUUAGAAAUUAAUCCUUGCGGACAUCAUUUUUGCCGGGGUUGCUGGCUUAAUUGGAGUACCAAAAAUUCUUGUUGUGCAUUCUGUGGCGCCAGUGUAGUUGGAGUUAAAGAUUCAAGACUCUUAUGGAGUCUGAUUCAAAAUCACAAUGUAUAUUGCAUCCAAAAAGAAAAAGGAUGCCCAGCGAUAUAUAAGUUUGGUUUUAACAAACUACACGAAGGGCAGUGUUUGUAUCAGGGCUAUAAUCGUGUGGAGUUAAAUGAUAAAUGCACCGUUUGUGAAAAUGAUUCGGGUAUGACUCACGAUUGUUUAAAAGAAUUAUCAUUAAAAAUGAAACAAUGCUCGAUAAGAAUAAUAAAUCUCGAACACGAAAAUCAACAUCUGUCCUAUAAGUUGAUGAACAGAGAAAAAGAAUAUUUGGAACGAAUUUCAGAAAUCGAAAGUCAAUUUUAUGAAGAGUCUUUAAAAUAUAAUAAAGAAAUACGGGACCUACGGUUACGAGCUGCUGCUACUCAAGGAGAACAAGGCAAGAAAAAUAAUCAAAUAUAUUACGUACAUAUCGAUCUAGAAAGACUUAAUGGAAGUCUGGGUUUCAAUAUAAUGGGAGGUGCAACACAGGACGAUAAGCAUUCUGAUGGUAUUAUUGUAUCUAGAAUUGUUGAAGGUGGUGCUGCUGAUGGUAAAUUACAGCUUCAUGAUUGUAUUUUGGAGGUUGAUAGUGUAGAUUUAAGAAGUGCAACACACGAACUAGCUGUAAAAGCAUUUCGCGAAUCUGGAAACCCUGUAAAAAUGCUUGUUCGACGACAAAUAAGUAAAAGCGCAACAAGUGACUUUGUUGAUGUUGGUACGCAAACGUUUGGAGUCAUGUUUGCUGUUACCUGCGAAGAAGAAUUUAACGAGAAACAUACUAAUUCUUUUUGCAAACCACAAGAGACACUAUGCAAGUUUAGCAAUCAAAAACGUUGGCUUAAUCCUCACGAGUUUACGGAAUCAAUUCAUAAAGAGGGUGUGAGCAUGAUGAGUCAGCAAAAUUCAGAUACAAACAAAAACGAGCAGUAUGAUUCCGCAUAUGAUACAUUACUUACGCAAAAGUCAUCACGGAGCGUACGACUCGAUACGACACGCAACUCCCAAGUUUCACACGAUACGACACGAGUUGCAUCUCCAACAGAUUCGAUUGAUAAAAGCACAACACGUUCAUCUCCGGUUUUGAAAAACAAUGAUAACACAUCAGGUGUCACACUAAGAAACAAAAUUAAAACUGAACAAGCUGAGAACAACCGGCUUAGUACAUUUUACAUUCUUCCCUCAGAUAUAUCUGCAAAGGAAUGGAAUGACGUUGAAAAAGUUGUCAAUUUUGAUUAUGAUUUUGAGUACGAGGAAGUUGUUUUGAAAAAAUCAAAUGGGAAGUUUGGCCUAUUACUUUGUGUAGGUGGUGAUGAAAACGACGUAGCUGUUUACGUUGGAGACUUAGAGGAAGGCUCCGAGGCUGAAACUACGGGGAAAGUUAUGGUUGGCGACCAAAUUGUACAGAUUAAUGGCUGUCAAGUAAAAAAUGUUGAAAAUGCAUACAAAAUUUUACAAGAAAACGAGACCAUUACUCUAGUGGUAGCUAGAGCAGUUUAUGAGCAACAAAGUGAUUGUUUUGACGAAGCAGAAGAGACUGAUUUAGAUUUAUUAGAUAGCAUAAAUGAAGAAGCAGAAUCUCAUUAUUUAUCUUUAAGUAAUCCCGUUAAACUGUUAGAUAACGCAACAUAUGAUAAUAAAGCGUUUUCUUAUAAAAAUCAUAUUUCUGAAAAAUGUCAACAUGCAAAUGAAAAAAAUUUGGGAAUCGCUCCAGUUACAAAUAAUAAUAAUGAUAAUAAUAUUGAGCGUUUACGAGAGGAAAUCAUAGAUAACACAAAAAGCGAAAAAAUGACGUCAGUUUUAAAAAACUUUGUCCGAAAUAAAUUUGGAAAUUCAGAAAAAACGGAUAAGCGUUCUAGUUGCGGAAGCGACGAAUCAAAAGAUCAAAACAAAAUACCUCGUUGUGAUAGUAAUUCGUCUUCUACAAGUGGGAAAAGCAUUAAAACACAAUUAAAUGAAGAGUCAGCAUUUAUAAAAGAGCAGAAGCAUUUAUCAAAAAUGAAAGCUUACUUAGAUUCUCCUUCGAUCGCAAGACACAGAGUAAAUCAAAAAAUUAUUCAACCAAGAUCAUCAAUCAAUCUAGAAACUUAUCAAGCAAUAAGUUGUAGGAAUACAAAAGAAGUUGAUCAAUGCAAUUUACCUGUAAAGCAAUUUUCUAGCACUUACACUUUGCCAUGUACAGAAAAUACGGAUAAAUCAUUAAAUAAUCGCCGAUACUGUGAUAGUAUUAGUAGUUUGCGUUCUUCUAUGAAAACUAAUUUAGUAUCAAAUAAAACUAAACCCGAGAAACAUGUUCAAAUAGACUCUCAUCCAGGAUGGAAUGCUACCGAGAAAAGAGUUUGGGAAGAAUUUAAAAUAAUACAAAGCAUGGAAGCAAAAGAAAACUCACUAGAUCCAACGAAAAUAGAGGCUGAAUGGAGAGUUCGGCGCUCCAAAGACGGAAAACAUGUCUAUAUUAAAAAAACUAAUUCAAACCGCAAUAAAGUUUUAAAAGAGAGAGAGGAUGAAAUAAACAAAGAGCGUUGCGGCAUGACUACCGAUGACGAUGCUUUUACUAUAUACCAAGGACAAUAUUGGGACCGAGAUCAAAGAAAAAGACAGUUAGUGCGGCACCAAGAUCGUCGUCAAAAACUUUUAGAAAAAGCUGCAAUAAAAGCUACAUACCAAAAUGAAACUGGACGUAAAAUUGCAGAAUUUGUUCAACGAAAUAUGACGCUACCAGGUGCCGUAUUUGAUAAUUUUAUCACUAUUGAAGAAAUUUUAUCUCAAAGGAACAGAUCUGGAAUAUUUAAUGGUCCUAUACACGUCACAACAAUAUAAAUUAUUAUUAUUUUUUUUUGUAAAGAUAUUCAUUUAUAUUUU